AUGACUAUAACCCGACCCUAUACAGUACCUAUUAUUGCCAGCGACUUACGUCGUGCCGAACUUGUUAAACAAUUCGCUGAUAUAUUCGAACAUGUGGAAGCUAUAUUGCAAGAUAUAUUUAAUCGCGUAACUAUACGUCUCAAUGUUUACCGUGCACAACUAAAAGAAUUUGAUGAACGUAUCCAACAUGCCAAUACUCAUAUUGAUCAUAUUCAAGGUUCAAAACAUGCUAUUCAAGUUCAUUCAAGUGCAACUUAUCCAGUUGAAAAAUAUCGCUCGACAUAUAAAACAAUAUUUGAAAGUGAUACAUAUAAUGAAGAUAAUCAACCGUUUGUACUUCAUUAUAAUUUAUUUCACUUAAAUGAAGCAAUGGAUAAAUUUAUUGAUUGUAAUGAUAACAAUUCAAAGUCUAAUGAUGAUAGAUUAAUUGUAUUAAAUCAAUAUGAAGAUAAUUUUAUGGAAAAAACAAAGAAAGAUGUUUUAAAUGGUUUAGGUAGACUACCAAUUAAUAUUAAAUCAGUGGUUUCAUUGCUGAAAUAUAGAACACGAGAAAAUCCUUAUAUACAGUCAACAAAAUCUGAUUCAUUAAAUGUAGGCAAACGUAUCCGUAAGCAAAUCAACGAACCUACUCAACCAAGUAUGGAUGAAAUAUUAUUACCAUCAUUUCAUAAAGAAAAUUCUGAACGUUCAGCAGUAGAUAAUUUUGCUUAUAAUCCUACACUAGGUCUUGUACCUCAACUAUCAUUGCCGGAUAAUUUACCAGAACUUGAUAAAUGUGCAACUUUCAAUUAUGAUACUACCAACUAUUGGGAUGGACGACAAACUAUGUCUAUUGCACCCUCAUUUGCCGCUUCUGUAUUACCAGACAUUAAUGAUUUAUCAUCAUCAGUGAUAACCAGUACGCCUCCAAUUGAACCUUCAGAAACAAUUGUACCGACCAUUACUCUCACAUCGACUUCAGAUUUUGUUCCCAUUCGAGUUCCAUCACCAAUGCCACCAACAACUGCUUUACCAUCAUCCUUAGCAAUUCCUCCAUCUUUGACUCUUUCAACAAAUGUUAAUGAAUCCCAGACAUUGAUUAACAAUGCAGUUAACAAUGAUCAUAGUGGCAAUCUUAAUAGUGGGAAUACUUUUGAUAAAGAGCUUCAUCGUUUUCUCGAAACAAAGAAACUUAAACCAAUACAAAAAUCAAGUCCAGUUCAUAAAGAACAAUUGCUAAACUCACAUGGAUCAGAGUUUUCUGCAGAACAUAUAAUAACAGAAAUCGAAAAGCGACGUGCUUAUAUUACUGGUAAAAAAGCAUCAUCAACACCAGAAACUUCUGCAGAUAAUUCAGAUGAAGACAAUCAUGAAUGGGAAGAAGACGAAUAA
Molecule: messenger RNA, 1371 nt
Organism: Rotaria sp. Silwood1
Lineage: Eukaryota; Metazoa; Rotifera; Eurotatoria; Philodinida; Philodinidae
Source: the annotation of a GenBank genome assembly